Molecule: messenger RNA, 831 nt
Organism: Ceratitis capitata (Mediterranean fruit fly)
Lineage: Eukaryota; Metazoa; Arthropoda; Insecta; Diptera; Tephritidae
Product: invertebrate-type lysozyme 3
Exons: 3
Coding region: 206-667 (153 amino acids)
Molecular function (GO): lysozyme activity
Source: RefSeq, a predicted model, not a curated record
GUGUGACUGCUUCAGUUGUUUUAAAAACGCGAACGUGUGAAGUACGCUAAAUACUACUAACGGAGUAGAAAAGUAGAAGCAUCAACAAAUCACAAUUUGAAGUUUGGUGUGCAUACAUUCAUACAUACAAACAUUUAAUAAUCGUUUUAUUCAGCCAGAACUUAGAGUACAAAAAUAAAAAAAAUUUAUAUUAAAAUAUAAAACAAUGGCCAACGCGUACUACGGUAAAUAUUUAAUUGCUGCGCUGCUUUGUGUGGGCUUUGCAAUGCUGAUCAAUGCACAGGAUAAACCAGUCACUGACAUUUGUUUGGGUUGUAUUUGUGAGGCAAUUAGCGGUUGUAAUCGUACGGCAACUUGUACUGGCGGCGUCUGUGGACUCUUCCGUAUCACCUGGCCAUAUUGGGCUGAUGGCGGUAAGCUGACAUUGAAUGGCGAAUCGCCCGAAUCGGAAACGGCUUAUGCCAACUGCGUUAAUGAUCCAUUUUGUGCUGCGAAUACCAUGCAAAAUUAUAUGAUAAAAUAUGCACAGGAUUGCAAUGGUGACAAUCAAGUGGAUUGUUAUGAUUAUGCGGCCAUACACAAACUGGGCGGUUUCGGUUGCAAAGGCGAAUUGGGUUAUAAUUAUCAGACUACACUCUCGAAUUGCUUGAAUCUAUUUCAGGGUUAAUUAGUUUAGUAUCAUAGCUUGACGUUUGAUACUUUUCGAAAAGCAUUACUGUAAUAUCAGCUAUGAUUAUUAUAUUUUAUUUGAUUUUAUCUUAUUUUAAACUAAUCUUAUGACAUUUAUUAAUAAACGAUAAAUAAAAGAAAUGUAUACUCUUUUACCUUAAA